Molecule: messenger RNA, 1518 nt
Organism: Suillus subalutaceus
Lineage: Eukaryota; Fungi; Basidiomycota; Agaricomycetes; Boletales; Suillaceae
Exons: 4
Coding region: 1-1518 (505 amino acids)
Cellular component (GO): cytoplasm
Molecular function (GO): hydrolase activity, acting on carbon-nitrogen (but not peptide) bonds
Source: RefSeq, a predicted model, not a curated record
AUGGAUUUUGACCUUGUCGUCCGCAAUGGUACUGUCGUGACUGCCUCGGACAUCUGGGAGUCUUGUGAUAUUGGAAUCAAAGAUGGGACAAUUAUUGCUGUCGGUCCUCGUCUUCCAGCCACAGCUGGCGCGCAAGAGAUCGACGCUGAAGGAGCUUUUAUAACUCCCGGUGGAGUUGACUCUCAUGUUCAUCUGAAUCGCGAAAACUAUGUCGCUGACACGUACGACACGGGCACGCGCAGUGCAGUUGCUGGAGGAACGACAACAGUAAUUACGUUCGCUUCUCAAAUGAAGAAGGACGCAAGUAUUAUACCUGUUAUUGAGAACUACCACAAGCUUGCCAAGGACCAGUCCUACUGUGACUACGCUUUCCACGUUAUCAUCACCAAUCCGACGCCCCAAAUCGUCGAAGAUGAAUUCCCGCGGAUGGUCGACGAGUACGGAAUUACGAGUGUGAAGUUGUAUAUGACAUAUAAGCCCAUGAAGCUUCUCGAUUAUCAGAUUCUUGAUGUCAUGUAUUCCGCUCGGAAACUUGGUAUCACCACGAUGGUGCACGCCGAGAAUGCCGAUAUCAUCGACUGGAUGACGCAGCAUCUAGAACAGAAGCUCAUGACGCAACCUUACCACCAUGGCACAUCUCGACCUCCGAUUGUGGAAGCUGAGGCUACGAACCGCGUCAUUUGUUUGGCUGAACUCAUGGAUACGCCGAUCCUGCUCGUGCACAUACCCGGUGGGCCUGCCACGAAGCACAUCCGCGACGCACAAACGAGGCUGCUUCCGAUUUACGGUGAAACGUGUCCCCAGUACAUGUUCCUUCUCGCUGAUUCGAUGCGAAAGGGGGACUUCGAAGGUGAUGACUCCUCUGCUAUGUUCUGCCAACCUUUGUCUUACUUGCGUUAUGCAGGCGCGAAGUGCGUAUGCUCACCUCCGAUCCGGGAGGACAAGUCCGACCAAGACGCCAUAUGGGCUGGGAUUAAGAACGGAACAUUCAAUGUCGUUUCUUCAGACCACGCUCCAUGCAAGUACAACCAUCCAAACGGAAAGCAGCGCGGGCUCCAACACGGAAACCUUCCAUACGGCAAAUUCCGUUUCAUACCGAACGGCCUACCUGGUGUAGAAACCCGUGUUCCGCUUCUCUUCUCCGGCGGCGUCCUCUCAGGGCGCAUCUCCCCACAGAAGUUCGUCGAGGUCACGUCCACAAACCCAGCUAAGCUAUACGGAUUGAAGAAAAAGGGCAGCAUUGCCCCUGGCUUCGAUGCUGAUCUGGUUAUCUGGUACCCGCAAACGAAGUUCCAGCCAUUCAAGCUCACGAACGAGAUGCUGCACCACGCUAUCGACUAUACGCCGUUUGAGGGUAUUGAGUUCAAGAACUGGCCGAGGUACACAAUCAUCAGGGGUAAGGUGGUGUUUAGCCAUGGGGAGGUAACUGGGGAAAUGGGGUAUGGUCAGUUCAUCCAGAGAGAGAAGAGUUUACUUCCAGGGCCAAGAGAUGUUUGGUUGAACGAAUGGCGUCCCUAG